Molecule: messenger RNA, 3386 nt
Organism: Venturia canescens
Lineage: Eukaryota; Metazoa; Arthropoda; Insecta; Hymenoptera; Ichneumonidae
Product: 2-oxoglutarate dehydrogenase, mitochondrial-like
Exons: 13
Coding region: 257-3316 (1019 amino acids)
Biological process (GO): tricarboxylic acid cycle
Cellular component (GO): oxoglutarate dehydrogenase complex; mitochondrion
Molecular function (GO): oxoglutarate dehydrogenase (succinyl-transferring) activity; thiamine pyrophosphate binding
Source: RefSeq, a predicted model, not a curated record
GUCUGCCCACUCGCCUCUCGUUUUUUUAUUUCUCAAUGAAAGAAAGAAGAAGGAAGAAAGAAGAAGAAGAAGCAGCGGCGCGCGCGUGAAUUGAAAACAGGAAAGAAUCGCCGUCGAACUCGAGACAAACGUCAUGCCAGUUAAGGAAAAAUUCAGCAUAUUUUCACUCCUAGAAUUCGAGGCCCUCGGAGCUUCGGCGAUGUAACGAAUCGGCCGAUUAUCGUCACCGAGAACGGGCAAAACAAAUGGAGAAAAGAUGUGGUCGGUGUUGCGAGCCUGCGAGAGUUGCCGGUUCGCAAUGCGGCCCAAUUUCUCACGCUGGCUUUUACCGCGCUCCAAACACCGCAACGAUUCCUUUCUCAACCCCAACAACAGCCAGUACAUCGAUCACAUGUACCAACUGUGGCGGAACGACUCCAAAUCCGUCGAUCCCUCUUGGGACCAUUACUUCAAACUCAUGACUUCCGACGCUCCCCUUAAGUCGCACGAGAGCCCGCUCAGCCUGCCCGGGAGCAAGAACACCCGGCCCUGGGUCGAGGACAAACCUCAGGCACGAGCCCUCGUGCCUCCGAGGGAUUUGGGAACCUCGCAGACCGGAGCCGCCGGCAGCGGGGGCUCGGAACUCGACAUCGAUGCAACCAUUCGGGCUUAUCAGGCUCGAGGGCACUUGAUAGCGGACAUCGAUCCGCUGGGAAUUCAAAAUCCGGAAUCGUCGAAGCUGCAGGGGACGCCGAACCUGCCUCCGGCCGUAGUGGUCCGUCAGCAUCUCAGUGGAAUGACGGAAUCGGACAUGGACCGAGAGUUUCCGUUGGGCUCGAUCACGAUGAUCGGGGGCGAUAAGAAGAAGCUUCCACUUCGCGAAAUUCUCACGAGACUGAACGAGGUUUACUGCGGCCAUUUGGGGCUCGAGUACACUUACAUCCACGAUUUGAACGUGCUAGACUGGUUGCGACAGAAAUUCGAGGUACCAGGAGCCUGGCAACUGCCCCCGGAGCACAGAAAGUGGAUUUGGAUGAACAUCAUGCGAGCCGUCACCUUCGAGAGUUUCCUCGCCAAGAAAUACGGCACGGAGAAGAGGUUCGGACUCGAGGGCUGCGAGUCGUUCGUCCCUGCGGUCAUGCAGUGCUGCGAAACCUCCGCUGAAAAUGGGGUCGAAACUGUCGUCAUCGGAAUGGCGCACAGGGGGCGACUCAACACUCUCGUCAAUAUAUGCGCGAAACCCAUGAACCAAUUGUUCUCGCAAUUCAAUCCGAUCGACCUGGAAGGUCUGGGAUCCGGCGACGUCAAAUACCACCUGGGCACGCACUCGGAAAACCUCUUGGAGAGGAGUGGCAAGAGAAUCAGGAUCGCGAUGAUGGCAAAUCCGUCUCACCUCGAAGCGGUCGAUCCACUGAUCGUCGGUCGUGUCAGAGCGGAGCAGGUUGCCAAAGGCGAUGUUCGGAGCGAAAAAUCGGUGGCCAUUAUCGUUCACGGGGACGCAGCUUUUGCCGGUCAAGGAAUUUGCUACGAGACGAUGCACCUGACGAAUUUGCCGGAGUACACGACCGGCGGCGUCUUCCACUUCGUCAUCAACAACCAAAUUGGCUUCACGACCGAUCCGAGGUACUCGAGGUCGUCGGCGCACUGCACCGACUGCGCGAGGGUCGUAAACGCUCCGAUUUUUCACGUCCACGCUGACGACCCCGACCUCGUCGCGUACUGCAGCAAAGUCGCUGCGGAAUACAGAGCGACGUUCCACAACGACGUCGUCCUCGAUAUCGUUGGCUACCGACGAAACGGUCACAAUGAAAUGGACGAGCCGAUGUUGACGCAGCCGAUCAUGUACAAACGCAUAAAACAGCACGCGAACGUCCUCGUUGUUUACACCGAGAAGCUACUCAAGGAUGGAAUAAUCGACGAAGCAUUCGCCAAAGAGCAAACCCAGAAGUAUCUCGAGCACUGUGAAUCCGAAUUCAAAAAAGCUCAGAGCAUCAGCACCAUGCAGAUGAAGGACUGGCACGACGUGCCGUGGACCGAUUUCUUCGCUCAGCAAAGCCCCGACAAGAAAAUUCCGCCCACCGGGAUCGACGAGGACGUCAUAACCAAAAUUUGCUCCGCCGUCUCCGUCGUUCCGGCCGGAAUUGAAGCUCAUAGCCAAGUUCACAGAGUCCUCGAUAAACGAAAGAAGAUGACGGAGGCUGGACAAUUCGAUUGGGCGAUGGGCGAGAACCUGGCGAUUCUGAGUCUCCUCAAAGAAGGUCACCACGUUCGUCUCUCGGGCGAGGACGUCGAGCGUGGAACAUUCUCACACAGAAUUCACGUAAUCCACGAUCAGAUGGAAGACAAAAAGUGGAAAAAUAUAUUGCACGAUGUUUUUGCCAACCAAGCCUUGUACACGGUCACCAAUUCUUCCUUGUCCGAAUACGGAGUUUUGGGUUUCGAGCUCGGUUACGCCGCGUACGAUCACAACACCCUGACGAUAUGGGAAGCGCAGUUCGGCGACUUUGCCAACACCUGCCAGGUCAUCAUCGAUUCCCUGCUCUGUUCCUCCCAAUCCAAGUGGGGCAAGCAAGUCGGUUUGGUUCUUUUUCUACCUCACGGCAUGGAGGGCCAAGGCCCCGAGCAUUCGUCAGCUCGACUUGAGCGAUUUCUUCAGCUGGCUAACGAGGAUUGUACUCACAUGCCUGAAGCACCCAAAUCCGGAGAUUCUUCCGCGAAAGAUUCGUGCGAGGAAAUCAUGUCGCGUCAGAUAUUCGAGACGAACUGGAUCGUCUGCAAUCCCACGACUCCGGCGAAUAUUUUUCAUGCUCUGCGCCGUCAGAUUCUUAUGCCUUUCCGCAAACCGUUGAUCGUCAUGACCCCGAAAUCGUUGCUGAGGCACCCGAUGGCGGUUUCGCCUCUGGAGGAAAUCGCGAGCGGUUCCUCCUUCAAACCGAUUUAUCCGGAGAGGGGAACGAAGGAGGAUUCGACGGUCGAGAAAGUGGUGCUGUGCUCGGGCAAGGUUUACUACGACUUGGCGAGCGAGCGGAGUCGCAGGAAGCUCGACGAACGGAUCGCGAUCGUGAGGAUCGAGCAGCUCUGCCCUUUCCCCUUUCAUCUCGUCGCCCGCGAAGUAUCGAGAUACUCGAAACCCAAGAUAAUGUGGCUGCAGGAGGAGCACAAGAAUCAAGGAGCCUAUUACUACGUCAGAGACAGAUUGGCUCUCGCCCUUGGAGUGCCCUUAGAGUCAGUCAAGUACGGCGGAAGACCGAUUUCGUCGUCGCCAGCGACCGGGAGCAAGGUCAUAUACAAGCAGGAGUACGAAGAGAUGAUUUCGGUGGCCAUGAGUCUCGAUUGAAAGCUUUCGGCGAAAGGAGAAUGAAAUUCCCGAUGUACACGCCGGUGGAAAUACACGCGUCGAGCAAUUA